CACUAGACGAGCCUAUUCGAGUCGAGCUUAAGCCUUGACGACUUUAUCGCGAACUGAGUUCGAGCUUGGCUGUAGUCUCGGCGUGAUCACUCCUGAUUGACCUCGGCUCGGGAAUCGGGAUGCUAUCGAACUCUCCAGCUUGAGGUAGCAGGCUCGCUCGAGCUCGGCUCAUUGACAGCCCUCCCCCUCGGUUUCUUCCCCCCUUUUAUCUGACGACUCGGCGAGCGGCGGCGCCAUUAGUCACGUCUUCGCCCAACUCUUUUCCGGCGACGAGCAUCCACCAGGCUACAAUUGUAUCUUGAAGACAACGUUCGGAUGGAGCAGCAUGAUUCCAUGGCUGACUCACCAAGGAGACGGCAUAACCUUCUGCGAGACAAGGUCCAACUGGUGAAAAGGAAAGACUCAAACCGCUAUGAGAUCGUUCGCUUUCAUGAUCCAUUGUCUUUUGAGAAAGGCUUCUUUGUUGUGAUCCGCGCCUGCCAGCUUCUGGUGCAGCACAAUGAAGGGAUAAUAUUUGUGGGUGUUGCCGGACCCUCUGGUGCUGGGAAGACAGUGUUUACUGAGAAGGUGGUUCAUUUCAUGCCUGAUGUUGCUGUGAUAUCAAUGGACAACUACAAUGACGCAACUCGCAUAGUCGAUGGCAAUUUUGAUGAUCCACGUCUAACAGACUACGACACACUGUUGGAAAAUAUUCAUGGUCUCAAGGAAGGACGGUCAGUUCAGGUUCCAAUAUACGAUUUCAAGUCGAGCUGCCGGACUGGGUAUAGAACAGUUGAUGCCCCUAGCUCCCGGAUUGUUAUCAUUGAAGGUAUAUAUGCACUAAGUGAGAAGUUACGGCCUGUGAUGGACUUGCGUGUUUCUGUCACUGGUGGUGUUCAUUUUGACCUGGUGAAGAGGGUUUUAAGAGACAUACAGCGAGCUGGCCAGGAGCCUGAAGAAAUAAUCCAUCAGAUCUCAGAAACGGUUUAUCCAAUGUACAAGGCUUUCAUUGAACCAGAUUUGGAGACUGCACAUAUUAAAAUCAUCAACAAGUUCAACCCAUUCUCUGGGUUCCAAAAUCCCAUGUACAUUCUAAAGUCACCAAGGUCUCUAUCACCUGAGAAAAUCAAGGCUGUGCUUGGUGAUGAUCAUACAGAAAGCAAUGAAGAAACUUAUGAUAUAUAUCUACUUCCACCUGGUGAAGACCCAGAAGCAUGCCAAUCAUAUUUGAGAAUGCGGAAUAGGGAAGGGAAAUAUAAUCUAAUGUUUGAGGAAUGGGUGACCGACAAUCCUUUUAUUAUAUCACCAAGGAUCACUUUUGAAGUCAGUGUACGACUUCUUGGCGGUUUGAUGGCACUGGGAUAUACUAUAGCAGCUAUACUGAAGAGAAGCAGUCGUGUUUUUUCUGAUGGCAAGGCAACUGUUAAAAUUGACUGGCUGGGGCAACUUAACCGGCAGUAUAUACAAGUGCAAGGAAGAGAUCGGCUUUACGUUAAAUUUGUAGCGGAGCAGUUAGGUUUGGAUGGUUCUUAUAUACCACGCACAUAUAUUGAACAAAUUCAGCUGGAGAAAUUGAUAAAUGAUGUCAUGGCAUUACCAGAUGAUUUGAAGACGAAGCUCAGCAUUGAUGAUGAGCUGGUCUCAAGUCCAAAGGAAGCAUUUUCCCGUGUUUCUGCAGAUAAAAGAAACAAACUUAUGAAGAGUGGUCUAUCUCAUUCAUAUUCAACGCAUGGAGACAAAAAUAUGGUGAAAUUGAGUAAACUGACAGAUAGCAACAGGAGGUAUGGUGGAGGGCGAGCCCCUGAACCUCCUGCCAUCAACCAGGGUGCAGUCACCCAGCUUUCUGAGCAGAUAUCAACAUUGAAUGAAAGGAUGGACGAGUUUACCUCUCGAGUUGAAGAGCUUAAUUCAAAGUUUACAGUGAAGAAACAUUUACCCAGUCAGCAGAAUUUAGCUCUUCCAAAUGAUGCUUGCAAUGGUUCCACGCCUACAAAUCUCUUCGUUUCUCAGUUAGGCAAUGGUACUCUGAUACCUCAUUCUUCUUCGUCGAACCAACUUUCAAAGGAUUCCCCGAUGAUAGAAGAGAUUAUGAACAUAUCAAGGGGUCAACGCCAAGUUAUACAUCAGCUCGACAAUCUGACCAACCUGCUUCAUGAGCAUUUGGUCUUAACUCGCCAGUCUAAUGCCGCCAGCAGGAAUCGAGUGCUGGAUAUCGACACUGUCAUCUGUCCACUUAUUUGCCUAACAGUAGCUAGUAUUGGGUACUUCAUGUUUAAAGGUCUGAGCCGGGGCUGACCAAAAUGAAUCAGCCCAAGCAUGCUCUCUGAGCUCCGUCGAGUUUGGCAAAGAAGUGGAGGAAGCCAACUUUGACAACUGAUCUGCGAGGCCAUGGAGUCCAAGAUUCCAUACUGAUGUUCUCUCCUGCAAGCUAAAGAAAGACAGCCCUCAAACUUUUACACCCGGAAGACCAUAUCCAACAGCUUACAAAGUCCCAAGACAGAUAGUCAUAUACCAUCACAAGCAACAAAGCCUUCGUUUUUGAGCGAAUUACUCUCAGAAAUGAUGUACCAGAGGCAUAUACUUUUUCCUGUAACGGAUACUGGCAGUCCCCAGUAUCAAUAAAUUUUGCAGAUGAUAAUAGUCCUCAGAUAAUGUCGAUGAAAUUAUGAGAAAAUCCUGCUGAUAAUUGUCGUC
Panicum hallii is the source of this 2673-nucleotide messenger RNA. RefSeq names its product uridine-cytidine kinase C-like. Gene Ontology annotation, molecular function: ATP binding; kinase activity. Bases 316 to 2274 code for a protein of 652 amino acids. The transcript has 12 exons. The record is from RefSeq and is a predicted model, not a curated record. NCBI's taxonomy places the organism in Eukaryota, Viridiplantae, Streptophyta, Magnoliopsida, Poales, Poaceae. Gene Ontology annotation, cellular component: cytoplasm.